GCUACAGACAGACCCUAACAGUGUAAGAAGACUCCGCCAGGAAUGCAUCAGCAAAAUGCGGAGUUUACCGGUCAGCACGUCAAAAACAGUCCACGACGUUUGAAUCUCUAAGUUUUGCACAUGAAGCUUGAGGUGAAGGGCUGAAGGUUAAACUAAGCCGGCGUUUGAAUUAUUUAUUUGACCCGUUAGCAUCAGCACACAUUUGCACUGUGCCAUUCUCUGAGGCACUUUCGUCUAUAGGAAGACAGCAUGGCAGGUAUCGAGUCCUCCUUUGAAUUUAGCUCAUCUUUGACCAGCUCUUCGCUGCCUCCCCCAAGGACCCGAAUCUUUAAGAUCAUCGUGAUAGGAGACUCUGGAGUUGGCAAGACUUGCCUCACCUAUAGAUUCUGUGCAGGCAAGUUUCCAGAUAAGACUGAGGCCACUAUAGGGGUGGAUUUUCGGGAGAAGGUUAUUGAAAUAGACGGCGAGAAAAUCAAGGUCCAGUUGUGGGACACUGCAGGCCAGGAGCGCUUUCGAAAGAGUAUGGUACAGCACUAUUACCGCAACGUCCACGCUGUGGUGUUUGUCUACGAUGUCACCAAUGCUGCUAGUUUCCGAAGUCUUCCGCUGUGGAUCGAGGAGUGCCGUCAACAUGCCUUGGGCCAAGAGGUGCCUAGAAUCUUGGUCGGCAACAAAUGUGACCUGCGGCAUGCCGCUCAAGUAAGUACCGACGUAGCGCAGCAGUUCGCUGAUGCACACUCAAUGCCUCUGUUUGAGACCUCUGCCAAGAACCCUGGUGGUCGGAAUAAUAGUGACCACGUGGAGGCCAUUUUUAUGACGGUGGCGCACAAGCUGAAAUCUCAGAAGCCACUGGUGUUAAGCCAACCAUCAUCAGGAGAUACUGUCACUCUCAGGCAGGACGAGGAGGACAGGGGAACUUGGGGCUGUGGAUGUUGGAAGAGCUAAUGAAGGAAUCACCCCUUACAGGAUGGAGAUGACAAAGGUGAAGCACCUUUAAAGAAGGUUCAGAGGUGCUUUUGUGUUGUCCAUGAAGGUCCAGGGGAGGGGUUGAGGACACAGGAACAUCUUUUCUCAAGAUUUCUUUUUGUAUCUGAUCUGGCCAUUAUUUUAAAGGGAAGAAAACUUUCCUCCAUUACUUAAACAAGAGGCUUUAAGAAGUUGCAUGUAGGCCUAUUUGCUUUACAUAUACCAGCUUCAUCUAUUAUGUGUCAGCCUGUCUAGUUCACAUCAUAUGCCACUGCCAAACAUGCACUACAUUUUCCAGCUAGAUUUAGUCAGUUCUGCAGGUGAAUUGAACAGUGAAACCUUCAUGCAUAAUAUGUUGCCUUUUUCAUCAGAUUUUCUAAACAAUUUUUGCCACAAUUAGAUAAACUGUUCUGUUAAAUCACUUCAGCCUCCGAAGUAAAUCUGGUUUAGUCUGUG
Carassius carassius (crucian carp) is the source of this 1422-nucleotide messenger RNA. RefSeq names its product ras-related protein Rab-33B-like. Gene Ontology annotation, biological process: Rab protein signal transduction. The record is from RefSeq and is a predicted model, not a curated record. Lineage: Eukaryota; Metazoa; Chordata; Actinopteri; Cypriniformes; Cyprinidae. Gene Ontology annotation, cellular component: endosome; Golgi apparatus. Gene Ontology annotation, molecular function: GTPase activity; GTP binding.